Molecule: messenger RNA, 1739 nt
Organism: Notolabrus celidotus (New Zealand spotty)
Lineage: Eukaryota; Metazoa; Chordata; Actinopteri; Labriformes; Labridae
Gene: clp1
Product: cleavage factor polyribonucleotide kinase subunit 1
Exons: 6
Coding region: 157-1482 (441 amino acids)
Biological process (GO): tRNA splicing, via endonucleolytic cleavage and ligation
Cellular component (GO): nucleus; mRNA cleavage factor complex
Molecular function (GO): polynucleotide 5'-hydroxyl-kinase activity
Source: RefSeq, a predicted model, not a curated record
AUCCUCUUCCGGAGGUACACCAUAUUCUGAACACGAUUGGUAAAUACCAAAUCUGACGUCAUCAUUUCGCGACCACGUUUACGGUUUUGUUUUUCAGUUGGUGUCCUUUCAUUCUAAAAUUCAACUCUUAAUUAAGUCUUAUUUGUCUUGUCAGCCAUGGCGACAGAAGGUGUGGAAAAACCAAGUGAAGAUGCUCCACCAACUGGAAAAGUCAGCACCAGGUUUGACCUGGAGAAGGAGACUGAGCUUAGGUUUGAGGUCGAGGCAGGGGAGGCAGCAGAGCAAGUAGACCUGGAGCUCCUUACAGGAAUGGCUGAGGUGUUUGGGUCAGAGCUGAACCGCAACAAGAAGUACACAUUUGGACCAGGCUCCAAGAUAGCAGUUUUCACCUGGCAGGGCUGCAGUGUUAAUCUUUAUGGAAAGCCAGAGGUGGCUUAUGUGUCUAAGGAUACCCCCAUGCUGCUCUACCUGAACACACACGCUGCCUUGGAACAGAUGAGAAAACAAGCAGAGCGAGAUAAUGAGAGGGGGCCAAGGGUGAUGGUGGUUGGACCUACAGAUGUGGGGAAGUCAACAGUGUGCCGGCUGCUGUUGAGCUAUGCUGUGAGGGUGGGCCGGAGGCCAACACUGGUUGAACUGGAUGUUGGACAGAGUGGGGUUUCUGUACCUGGUACAGUGUCAGCUCUGUGCAUUGAGCGUCCGGCAGAUGUGGAGGAAGGUUUCUCAGUCCAAGCUCCUUUGGUCUACCACUUUGGCUCCACUACCCCAGGGACCAACAUCAAACUUUACAAUAAGCUGACGUCAUGCCUUGCUGAGGUGUUUUCCCAGCGCUGUGAGACAAACAGGAAAGCCAGUGUGGGAGGUUGUAUCAUUAAUACCUGUGGCUGGGUGAAGGGCUCUGGGUACCAGGCUCUGGUGCACUGUGCCUCUGCCUUUGAGGUGGAUGUGGUGCUUGUGCUGGAUCAUGAGAGGCUGUACAAUGAACUCAAACGAGACCUCCCUCAUUUUGUGCGGGUGGUUCUCCUACCAAAGUCUGGGGGUGUGGUGGAACGCUCCAAGGAGUGCCGACGGGAUACCCGGGAUGAGAAGAUUCGUGAGUACUUUUAUGGCUUUCGUGGAGUAUCUUUUUACCCUUUCUCCUUUGAAGUGCGUUUCUCAGAUGUCCGCAUUUACAAGAUUGGGGCACCAUCCAUCCCAGACUCAUGCCUGCCACUGGGAAUGUCUCAGGAUGACACACAGCUAAAGUUGGUACCUGUGACACCAGGAAGAGACCUCACAUAUCAUGUGCUGAGUGUGAGCAGUGCAGAAGAUGGAGAGGAGGGUUCUAGGAAAGGUAUUGUGGAGAGUCCGGUUUGUGGGUUCAUUGUUGUGACUUAUGUGGACACGCAACUGCAGGUGAUGAAAGUGUUGUCCCCUGCGCCAAGACCACUGCCCAGACAUACACUGCUGAUAAUGGACAUUCGUUUCAUGGACAUGAAAUGAGGUUGCACUUCAGGGGAGAGGAUACAGACGCGAAAGAUGGAUCAAGUUAAGGAGGGCUUCUAUUUCAGAGUAUUUUUGCAAGAAGAGCUUCAUUUUGUUUCCCAGUCUUGUUUGUGAAUUCUGACGACAGUAGAGUGCUGAAUAUUUCAGAAACUGCUGUUGUUGUGAACUUUUUGUACAGACGUUUGGACAAUUUGUGACGAGGAAUGAAUUGUUUUAGAAUCAUAUUCUUGAUAAUCUGUUUUAUAAAAAAUUUC